Messenger RNA from Trypanosoma rangeli, 315 nucleotides. RefSeq names its product ATPase subunit 9. Lineage: Eukaryota; Euglenozoa; Kinetoplastea; Trypanosomatida; Trypanosomatidae. Bases 1 to 315 code for a protein of 104 amino acids. Gene Ontology annotation, biological process: proton transmembrane transport; proton motive force-driven ATP synthesis. Gene Ontology annotation, molecular function: proton transmembrane transporter activity. The transcript has a single exon. The record is from RefSeq and is a predicted model, not a curated record.
AUGCUACGACGUAUUGCACUUAGGCCCGUCCAUCGGCACCUGGCGACUGCACCCACAGCGCUGGCUCUUCGCUCUGCCUCCACUGUCGCUAUUUCUGUGCAGGGUCUGCACUACGUAGGCACUGGCCUUGCCGCCAUUGCGCUCGCAGGUGUUGGCCUCGGCAUUGGUACCAUCUUUGGCAACCUGCUUGUCGCCUGCGCGCGUCAGCCGAACUUGACGAAGAUGCUGUUCAACUACGCCAUUCUUGGAUUUGCCCUGACGGAGGCUAUCGGUCUGUUUGCCCUCAUGCUUGCCUUCCUGAUGCUCUUCUCGUAG